UUCUAUUAUCUCUCUGGAGAACCCCCUCCUCUCUCUCUCUCUCUCUCGCCGUCCUUGCCGCCACGCUUGGCCUCUGCCCAAGCAAGGGCAUCGGUGCCGUCUCUACCUCGGCUUACAUCGAUCUCCUUUCCCCCUCGGUGGCUCUCGCCCUUCGCCCGCAUUCGCAGCACUUUUGGAACCCCGCGUCGAGCGACGCAAAGGAGCGGUAUAUUGUAGGUCUCAGGACAACCUAUACGAAGCAGGGGAUGAAGAGAUCCGCAAGGCUGGUUGCGAUAACCUAUCUCUUGGGUAGGACUACAAAUCCUAAUCCAAGUUUGAUCAGGGGGAGUAGCGGAUGCUAUCUCUAUUCUUCUCUUCGUGCAAUCUCUUCUGCGUCGAUCCCUCUUCCUCUUCGGAAUCAAUGGCCCUUUUCUCGAAAUCCAUCCAAUUCAUGGGCAUCGUCACCGUGGAUUCGGUUCGGAGGACAGAGGAGAAGCCUGUUUAUCCAAACACAGUCGACACCCAAUCCAUUGUCUCUCAUGUUUUACCCAGGACAACCAGUAAUGGAAGUUGGAAGUGCUGAUUUUCCCAAUGCUCGUACGGCUAUGACUUCGCCACUGGCUAAAUCUAUGUUUGAAAUUGAUGGAGUCUCAAGAGUUUUCUUCGGAUCAGAUUUUGUCACGGUAACAAAGUCAGAAGAAGCUUCGUGGGAUUUUCUGAAGCCCGAGAUUUUUGCAGCAAUAAUGGACUUCUAUUCAUCUGGAAAACCACUUUUGCUCGACUCAAAUGUUGCAGCUUAUAUGGACACAGCAAUCCAUGAGGACGAUUCAGAAAUUGUUGCAAUGAUCAAAGAAUUACUAGAAACACGAAUUCGACCUGCAGUGCAGGAUGAUGGUGGGGAUAUCGAGUAUCGUGGAUUUGAUCCGGAUUCUGGGAUAGUCACGCUAAGAAUGCAAGGUGCCUGUAGCGGCUGCCCAAGCUCAUCUGUGACAUUGAAGUCUGGCAUCGAGAAUAUGCUUAUGCAUUAUGUGCCGGAGGACGAGGCAGUUAAGAAUCUUGACGGAAACAGACGUUCCCAAAUAACAGUCAAAGGGGUUGACCAGGAGCUAGAUACGGAUGAGGGUGCUUCAUCAAGCGGUCAAACGCAAUAAAAUGUCACUGAAGAAGCCUAAUCAUCGAACCUCCCCCGUAAAGAAUUAGUACCUGCUGUGAUUUCUCAACUCGCAACAUCAGUGGAGAAAUCUGGAGUUAUAGCUGAAGACCAUUUAACCUUUGUAUAUAUGUUUUGUAAGAGAGGAAAAAGAUAACCGUAAUGUUCGAUAGCGAAGCAUGUAACUAUCGAAAUGAGAUAUAUAUAUAUAUAUAUAUAUAUUUUUUUUUUUUUCAUUUUUAUCCAUGGGCACAUUUCCACAUAAAUGUUGUCUUUUUAUUUCA
Messenger RNA from Musa acuminata AAA Group (dessert banana), 1413 nucleotides. RefSeq names its product nifU-like protein 4, mitochondrial. The coding region runs from base 246 to 1130 and encodes 294 amino acids. Gene Ontology annotation, molecular function: 4 iron, 4 sulfur cluster binding; iron ion binding. NCBI's taxonomy places the organism in Eukaryota, Viridiplantae, Streptophyta, Magnoliopsida, Zingiberales, Musaceae. Gene Ontology annotation, biological process: iron-sulfur cluster assembly. The record is from RefSeq and is a predicted model, not a curated record. The transcript is spliced from 8 exons. Gene Ontology annotation, cellular component: mitochondrion.